CUCACCUGCGACAGGUGCUCCGGGCGGACCUCGACGAGCGCGGACGGGCGCGGGGCCGGGCGCUGCGGGGAAGAUGCUGCACGAGCGGACGGUGCGGCUGCAGUACGGAAGCCGCGUGGAGGCCGUGUACGUGCUGGGCACCUACCUCUGGACCGAUGUCUACAGCGCAGCCCCAGCCGGGGCCCAGACCUUCAGCCUGAAGCACUCGGCGCGCGUGCGGGUGGAGGUGGUGCGUGACGGGCAGGCCGAGGAAGUGGUCACCAACGGUAAACAGCGCUGGCCUCUCUCACCCACCACCACGCUGCGGCUCACCAUGAACCAGGCGAGCACCGAGGCCAGCAGCGACAAGGUCACCGUCAACUACUAUGACGAGGAGGAGAAUACCCCCGUCGACCAGGCCGGGCUCUUCCUCACGGCCAUUGAGAUCUCCCUGGAUGUGGAUGCGGACCGGGACGGUGUGGUGGAGAAGAACAACCCGAAUAAGGCAUCCUGGACCUGGGGCCCUGAGGGCCAGGGGGCCAUCCUGCUGGUGAACUGUGACCGAGACACGCCCUGGUUGCCCAAGGAGGACUGCCACGACCAGAAGGCCUACAGCAAGGAAGACCUCAAGGACAUGUCCCAGAUGAUCCUGAGGACCAAAGGCCCGGAGCACCUCCCCGCCGGAUACGAGAUAGUUCUCUACAUUUCCAUGUCGGACUCGGACAAAGUGGGCGUGUUCUACGUGGAGAACCCAUUUUUCGGCCAGCGUUACAUCCACAUCCUGGGCCGGCGGAAGCUCUACCACGUGGUCAAAUACACGGGCGGCUCCGCGGAGCUGCUAUUCUUCGUGGAAGGCCUGCGAUUCCCCGACGAGGGCUUCUCCGGCCUGGUCAACAUCCACGUCAGCCUGCUGGAGUAUAUGGCCGAGGGGAUUCCCCUGACACCCAUCUUCACGGACACCGUGCUGUUCCGGAUUGCUCCGUGGAUCAUGACCCCCAACAUCCUGCCUCCCGUGUCAGUGUUUGUGUGCUGCAUGAAGGACAAUUACCUGUUCCUCAAAGAGGUGAAGAACCUGGUUGAGAAAACCAACUGUGAACUGAAGGUCUGCUUCCAGUACAUGAACCGAGGCGACCGCUGGAUCCAGGAUGAAAUUGAGUUUGGCUACAUCGAGGCCCCCCACAAAGGCUUCCCCGUGGUGCUGGACUCCCCCCGAGACGGAAACCUGAAGGACUUCCCAGUGAAGCAGCUCCUGGGCCCAGAUUUCGGCUAUGUGACCCGGGAGCCCCUCUUUGAGACUGUCACCAGCCUUGAUUCUUUUGGGAACCUGGAGGUCAGUCCCCCAGUGACCGUGAACGGCAAGAGAUACCCCCUGGGCCGGAUCCUCAUCGGGAGCAGCUUUCCUCUGUCCGGCGGUCGGAGGAUGACCAAGGUGGUGCGGGACUUCCUGCAGGCCCAGCAGGUGCAGGCGCCCGUGGAGCUCUACUCUGACUGGCUGACCGUGGGCCACGUGGACGAGUUCAUGACCUUCGUCCCCAUCCCGGAGACAAAGCAAUUCCUGAUGCUCAUGGCCAGCACCUCGGCCUGCUACAAGCUCUUCCGAGAGAAGCAGAGAGAGGGCUAUGGGGAGUCCAUCAUGUUCAAAGGCUUGGGCGGGAUGAGCAGCAAGCGCAUCACCAUCAACAAGAUUUUGUCCAGUGAGAGCCUCGUGCAGGAGAACCAGUACUUCCAGCGCUGCCUGGACUGGAACCGCGACAUCCUCAAGAAGGAGCUCGGGCUGACAGAGCAGGACAUCAUCGAUCUGCCCGCUCUGUUCAAGAUGGAUGAGAACCGCCAGGCCAGAGCCUUCUUCCCGAACAUGGUGAACAUGAUUGUGCUCGACAAGGACCUGGGCAUCCCCAAGCCGUUCGGGCCGCAGGUGGAGGAGGAGUGCUGCCUGGAGACGCACGUGCGCUCCCUGCUGGAGCCCCUGGGCUUCUGCUGCACCUUCGUCGACGACAUUUCCGCCUACCACAAGUUCCUGGGCGAGGUCCACUGCGGCACCAACGUCCGCAGGAAGCCCUUCGCCUUCAAGUGGUGGCACAUGGUGCCCUGACCCGCCGGGGCCGGCGCUUCCCUCCUCCCCUGCGUUCUCCAGAGCCCUCGUGCCCCCAGAGCUUGCCCCUGCCUGCCGUGGACUGGGUGGCCCCGCUGGGAAACCCUCAGGAGGUGGGGAGGGUCUGAGAUAGCUGUGCCUUGCCUCCCUCAGAAGGACCUCGUGUCCUCUGAAGUCCCCCCCCCAGCGAGCCUCAACUCUGCCCUUCCUGACGAUAGCUGGGCGUUUGGCUGUGUCUGUACAGCCCUGACAUGAGAUAUGAAACAAAACCAAGAGCCGUGUCCCCAAACCAUUCUCCAGAGAUCCUUAGUCUCUUGUCCAAACUGAAAUGCGGGGAGAAGGGAAGGCAGCCCUGGAAUCACCGGUUCUCCCGGCAGCCAUGCCCCGAAGGUUAAGGUAGAGCAUGUAGAAAGGGACCCUGAGACCCCGGACGUACCUUGAAGUGCCAUCACCAUUUCAAAUUCACCUCCCUUGGGGUAUCCAGGUGGCCGCCUCCAGUUAUUCAUUCCUUACCAGCCUCUCUCAAAUCCCUUGGCUUUCUCUCUGCCGUGUAGACCCCGUUGGCUAGCCUCCCCACCCCUGAGGGUCCAAUCAUUUCGCCUGGAAGCAGACGUUAUCAGAGCGGCCUUCUCCAUUUUGGAGAUGCUCCUCCCGCCUCCUCUUUCUCCUGCACGCAGCCUCUCCCACAUGCUUGGGAGUUUCUCCCCAGACCAGCAUCCUCGUGGCCUCAGAGUUCAGUGUGUAAAGAUGCCCCAGGGUCAACCAUGUCCAUCUUCUCUUGCCUGGUUCUCGAUGCUCUGGCCAGUUCCUGACCUCCCGCCUCUCACGGCCUCGACUCCCUAUUCCUCAUGCCAUCUCUCCAGGCAGCUAGAUAAGGGCUUCACCACCAGCCAGGCUCAGACCUUCCCCAGGGUAUAAUCAAAGACCCCUCUUCCCCAGACCUCAGACCCAGCAUAUAAGGAUGCUGGCCCAGCCUCUAGCCCCAACAGCCGGUUCUGCGCCAGCUGCUGGCCUUAGAGACGGAUCACUUAUCCCAUUAAAGUUCAGCAUUUGCUGAAGACCCUCUCAUUUGGACAUAACCAGAUUAAUUCUCUGGCUCCAGCUGAAAAGACUCAGUUUCAACCAAAAAAAGUUCCUUUAGGGCCAGCUGAUGUCAGGAGAAUAAGUAAAUCAUAAUUCCUCUUUGAAGUUUAAAAAAGAGCCAAUUUAUAACUAAUGAAAUUUCCUUCUUGGAUUAUUUCAUUCAUUCAUUCAACAAACAUUUGUUGUGUGCCUACUAAAUGCCAGGCACAGUGUCAGGCUCUGAGGAUACAAAGGUUAGUAGCAAAUUGGACCUGGUCCCGGCCUCAUGGAGCCAGACAGUUCCCAGCAUGCAGCCCCCCACUUAUACGGCCAGCAUCUGCCCUCUCAGUGACCUGCUCUUUAGAAACGCCAGUCCACUAGAUUCAAGAAAGGCCCGGGGCACAGACCUUUCUGCAGGUCACUGUCGCAGUGAAAUCAGAGGAGGGGUCUUCUUUAAACAGGCCUCCUUCCCAUCCAGCUGGGCCAGGACCACCGGACAGAUCAGACCCCAGAGCCUUCAGAAGCUGUUGUCCCCACUCUGGGGACAGUGGCCCUUGCCUUUAGGGGCCAAAGCCCCAGCUCUUCUCUCCAGCCCCCGAGCUGGACACCAAGUGCCUGUCUGAGGGUGUUUAUCUGGAGACUUAGAGUUUGUCAUGUUUGACUUAGAGUGUGUGUUUGGUUAAUGUGGGUUUGGGGUGGCUUUCAGUUUGUUCUAGUCUACCUUAAGGGGAAGUGAGCACCUCCCGUGUAGAGACAGUGUGUGUUUAUAGAUUUUUCUAAGGCUCUCCCCAUCAUGUCGGUAAUUUCUGAUGCUCCCCCAGGAUUCAGACGCCCGUUCCUAUCUUGCUUGCCCACCCAGUGUGACCACCCUUGGUGUGGACGCGCCCCCUCCCCCCGGCCCGUGGACUCAUUGCUCUCCCCACCCCUGACUUUCCAUAAAUAUAGGCCUAGAAUACACUUCUGUGUUGCAAAACUCAGCUCAGUUCCUGUUUCAAUCUUUAUUUUGAAAUACUUUAUGUAAGAGGGCAGGGGGUGUCACGAAGAUGGCAAGAAGUGGGGCACAGUUGCAACUUUCUGGACAAAAGGCUGUGAUGGGGAUGAAAAGACGUUUGGGGAAGAGCCUGAUUAAACAGCAAUAAAAUAAACGGUCAGAGGGGCAGUCACCAGACUGUUAGUGUGAUGU
Equus quagga is the source of this 4316-nucleotide messenger RNA. It is a transcript of the gene PADI2, whose product is annotated as peptidyl arginine deiminase 2. Gene Ontology annotation, cellular component: cytoplasm. The coding region runs from base 74 to 2071 and encodes 665 amino acids. Lineage: Eukaryota; Metazoa; Chordata; Mammalia; Perissodactyla; Equidae. The record is from RefSeq and is a predicted model, not a curated record. Gene Ontology annotation, molecular function: calcium ion binding; protein-arginine deiminase activity. The transcript is spliced from 16 exons.